AUGGUAAAGAGAAAGAACAACUCUGGCCGAGGAAAACGCCUCAAAGACAAACUAAGAAAGAGAGAACAGAGGCAGGAGAAGACCCUCCCCACAUCAGAUGCCCAACCUGAUGAUAAACCACCAGAGUCUACUGUCCCUUUUGGGGCAGUAGAUGGAGCUGUCUCAGUUCCACCCAGUAACUUUCUGGGGCACGGCUCUAUAGGGUUGCCGCCUAUUGAGGGAAAACCCUUGGCCAGGUUGCAGGCCUCUCUUCGCGAGAAAAUGCAACCAACUGCCCUGAGUAACGCAUCUUCUCAGGGAAGUCGUCUGUGUGCCCGAAACGGAGGCAUGGCACCGUCCCCUGACUCCCCACCGUGGGUUUGUACUCCAGCGAGGGUACCUGAGCCGGACACCGUGCACGUGUCUGGCUCAGCAGGUCAGGCGCAGCUGGAUAUGUCAUCCUCCAAGGGGGAUGAGUCCAGCAGGAGAUUGAUUGAUGCAAACCAGAUUAAAAGAACGAGAUCUAAAAAGGAUACUAAAAGGAAUUUAUAUGAUGAAAAUGAGAAUAUAGAAAAUGUAUAUGAGAGAAAUAAAUCAGAUUGCAGAUUUGAGAGAUCACAUACUGGUGGACUGGAUGGUGCUGAGUAUGCAUGUUUUAUUGAUGAUGAUCCAGUAACAAUGUCUCAGGUAACUGUUCAAGGUUCUUUUCAUCAGGGUGACUUUAUGUUUGGUGAAAAUGCAGGAACACAAUGUGUUGCAAACUGCUUAACAGCAUUAGCUUACCACAAAAUUAAGAAUGCCAAACAAUGGAAAACUCCAGAUAUGAAUAAAGUGUUAACAACAGGUGAUGAGCUUUAUACAUACUUGCAGCGUAGUUCAACCAUUGUUAGUAGAUACCUUUUAGUUGAUGAAUUGCCCCAGUUUUUUGAGUGUUUUAACACAAUGUUUGAGUUCAAAGCACAUGAAUCUUUAUGUAGCCUGAUAAAUUUGUCUGAAAUAGAGCCAAACUAUGAUGACUUUAAUGCAUAUUCAAUUUUAGAUGCAUUGGAGAUUGCUCUUGGAGAAACAAGUGGGUGUUUUAUGUGUUUCAGUGGAAAUACGUUUUUGAUUGGGAAAACAUCAGAUGGUUACUUUACAUUUGAUUCGCAUUCAAGAUCAUCAUUAGGGAAUAUGGCUUUUAAUGGAAAGAGUACAAGGAUACUGUAUCAAUCAGUUUAUGAUAUAUACAAUCAUGUAUUGUCAUUAGCAUUGUCAUUGGGACUUAGUGGAAUUAUUGAAUGUGAAGUAACUGGUGUGGAUUGUUCAGUUAGGAAGUUAUCAUCUACUGAUGAACAUUGUCUUCAAAAUGAGCAGACAGAAGUUUCACAUGAACUUAGAGAGUCUAAUCAAAGUUUUGAAGAAAGUGCAAACACUUUAAAUGAAAGUUGUCAGUCAGUUGCAGAUGAUGAUGUUGAAUUUGUUUGCAGUGAAAGUCAGAGUAUUGAUUUCUUGCCAUUAUCUAGCAGUAUGAAAAACCAGCUUUGUGAAAUUAUGGGAAUACCACAGUCCAACAAAGUUGAUAAUGAUGUCUGUCAUGUUGAAGAAAUAGGUGCACCUACUGGCUGUAUUGAAAUUCAAAGGGAUGGAAAUUGUUUCUUCAGGGCCAUUUCAUUUUGUUUGACUGGAGUUGAGGAUUAUCAUUACCUGAUACGAUCUGCAGUGUGUCAACAUCUGCUACACAAUACAAAAUUGUUUGAAACCUUUGUAAGACCUGCAGAACGUUCUGUUAAAAAUCACUUGUCUUUAACAGAUAUGUCAAAAGAUGGUUCAUGGGCAACUGAAACAGAAAUUCUUGCACUUUGUCAUCUCUUGAGUACUGAUGUACAUACAUAUACAGAGAAUCACUGGAUCACAUAUUCAAGACGAUUGAUAGAACCAACGACAAAUGUUCAGUCGUUAGGGUCAAUUUAUUUAGAUCACGAGAAUCAGAAUCAUUAUAAUGUAGUGGUAACAGUUGCAGGAAAAGAAACAGAUAGUUCAAUGAAAUCUGAUGAAUUUGUUGGGAACGAAGAGUACAGAAAAAAACAGAUAAAUCGAAACCGCAUGAGGGCAGUACGCAUUACUUCAUCUACGAAGAAAUUAUGUAAAAGUCAUGAAAUGAAACUAAGGAAUGGAGAUUACAUGGAAAGGAAAUCAAGAGCAGCGAAAUUGAAGUACAAGACAGACCUUAGAUUUAGAUUAAAAGCAUUAGCAGAUGGAAGAAAUAGGUACAGGAAUAACAAAGCGUAUCAAACAAAGGUAAAAGAAAGGAGUUUGAAAAAAUACACUUGUAACAAAGAACACAGGUUUAAAGUUAUGGAAUACAGCAAAAACUUUAGCAAAAGGAAAUACAUAGCAAAUGAUCUGUAUAGACAGUACAAGAAGAAAACAAGCAUUGAAAAAUAUGGUUCAGAUGUAGUGCAUAGAAUGAAUGUUAAGCAACAGAGUACAGAGAAGUACCAAAAUGAUGAUGUACACAGAAUGGAUGUUAAACGAAGGAGUACAGAGAAGUACAAGAAUGAUGGUGUACACAGAAUGGAUGUUAAACGAAGGAGUACAGAGAAAUACAAGAAUGAUGGUGUACACAGAAUGGAUGUUAAACAAAGGAGUACAGAGAAAUACAAGAAUGAUGGUGUACACAGAAUGGAUGUUAAACAAAGGAGUACAGAGAAAUACAAGAAUGAUGGUGUACACAGAAUGGAUGUUAAACAAAGGAGUACAGAGAAAUACAAGAAUGAUGGUGUACACAGAAUGGAUGUUAAACAAAGGAGUACAGAGAAGUACAAAAAUGAUGAUGUACACAGAAUGGAUGUCAGGCAAAGAAGCAUACAGAAGUACAAGAAUGAUGAAGUUCACAGAAUGGAUGUUAAACAAAGGAGUACAGAAAAGUACAAAAAUAAUGAAGAACACAAAGAUAAGGUAAAGACUGCUGGGAAAAGAAAAUAUAAUUUGAGUGCAGAUGAGAAGAGAAAAAAGAAAGAGAAUGUUCUUAAUCAGAGACGUGCUCUGAAAGUAAAACUGGAAGAUGAAGAUGAAGUUGUGAAAUUGUUUAAAGAAAGUGUAAGAAGUGGCCCAGAGUACACAUGUUGCUGUUGUCAUCGUUUAUUAUUUGAACACCAAGUCCAAGGUUGUAGACUUGAAAUGUACAAAGAAAGAAAGAAGGUGAAUGAUAUUGCACAGAUUUGCAUACAAAAGAAAUAUGUUCAUGAUUGUACAUUGUCUUGUCCAAUGCAUUGCCCACAGUCAUCAUUGUGGAUAUGUUUUACUUGUCACAGAAAAAUACUAAGUGGUAAUACACCAGCAGAGGCAGUUGUAAAUCGAAUGUCACUAGAAGAAAUUCCAAGUGAAUUAAAGAAUUUAAACAGUUUGGAGCAACAUCUCAUUGCCCUGCAUAUUCCAUUUAUGAAAGUGAUGGCUCUUCCCCAAGGUGGUCAAAGAAAUGUACAUGGACCUGUUGUGUGUGUGCCGUCUAAUGUGCAAAAGGCAACAAGUUUACCCCGAAAUGAGAAUGACAAUUUAUUGUUAAGAGUUAAGCUGAAACGAAAAUUAGCUUACAAGGGUCAUUUUGAAUACCAGUUUGUUAAUCCAAAUCAUAUUAAUAUGGCUCUUGAAUUUUUAAAGAAAGAGAACAGAUGGUAUAAGGAUGUUGGGAUUAAUACCACAUGGGAAGAAAAUGAUGACCAAAAUGAUUUGUUAUCAAAUAAGUCAACUGAAUUUGUAGACGAGGAAAUGAAAGAAGAAGACAGAGAUAAUAACCAAGAAGUUGUUACUGAUACAUGCUUACAACCUGUGGAUAUUGCACAAGAAGUUCUUGAUCAUUACUUUGACGAUGUUUACAAUAUAGCACCUGGUGAAGGGAAAAAUCCAAUCAGAAUGUUGCAAGAAGAGGGAAACGAAGCAAAGACAUUUCCUCAUUUAUUUCCAAGUGGCAACUUUUCUUGGAAUGAACAUCGAGACGUGAAAAUUACCUUAUCAAGGUAUUUUAACAACAGACUAAUGAAUUCUGAUAACAGAUUUGCUAAAGACACAAAUUACAUUUUCUUCUCACAGUACAUGUCAGAAUUGAAUCAAGUAAUUGAAAAAACACAGAUUUCAGUACGAAAGUCUUUAUCAAAGCUUGAUGGUGGAAAAGCAGUAACAUCUGAAAUGUUGCAAAAUCCAGACAUACUCUCCAAACUGCUGAGGAAUGAUGAGGCUUUACGCUUUAUGCAACCCAUUCGUGGAACACCUGCAUAUUGGUCAACUACUCAGAAAGAUCUGUUUGCUAUGCUACGACAGUUGGGUAUUCCAACAUGGUUUUGCUCUUUUUCUGCAGCAGAGUACAGAUGGAAUGAAAUUAUUGGAUCAAUAUUGCAUCAUGAUAAUGAUUCUAGAUUGCCUACUGAUUUAGACUGGUCAGAAAAGAGUGAAAUUUUGAGAAGUAAUCCAGUUACUGUGGCCAGAAUGUUUGAACAUAGAUUCCAUAUGUUUCAAAGACAUGUUAUACUCUCACCAUCAAAACCAAUAGGCAAUGUUACUGAUUAUUUUGUAAGAGUAGAAUUCCAGCAAAGGGGCUCUCCACACAUGCACUGCUUGUAUUGGGUUGAAAAUGCACCGAAAUUUGACGAGGAUGACGAGGAAACAGUUUGUGAUUUCAUCGAUAGAUAUAUCACAUGUGCUUUACCUUCUGAAAAUGAUGACUCAGAACUCCGGAGAAUUGUUUUAGGUGUUCAGCAGCAUAGCAAGAAUCAUUCAAAAUCAUGUAAGAAAAAGGGAACAGAUUGUAGAUUCAAUUUUCCAAGACCGCCGUCGCAAAGAACAUUUAUUACAAGACAAUGUGAGGAAGAGGAAAAGGACACGGAGACUGACGGAAAGUUCUGUAAAUCUCAAGCAAAAGAUAUCUUGCUGCAUGUUUGGAAUGAAGUACUUAAUGAUGAGAAUGAAUGCAAAACUACUGAGGAAAUGUUCAUGAAUAUGGGAUUAUCUCAAGAUUUAUAUGAAAAAGCACAUAGACUAUUAUCGGCAAAAACAAGUACUAUCUUGAGACGAAAUCCAGAUGAAAUGUGGACAAAUCAAUACAACACCUGCCUUCUGAAAUGCUGGGAUGCUAACAUGGACAUUCAGUACAUACUUGAUCCAUUUAGCUGUAUUGUGUACAUUAUUUCUUACAUUUCAAAAUCGGAACGGGAAAUGGGAAUGUUGUUGAAACAAACUCAAAUAGAAUCUGCUGAGGGGAAUUUAAAUGCUCGUCAAACGAUGAAAAAAAUUGGAUCAGCUUAUCUCAAUCAUAGAGAGGUCAGUGCACAAGAAGCAGUAUAUAGAGUCUGCAAUCUAAAAAUGAAAGAAAGUUCAAGAAAGGUGACUUUUGUUCCUGUUGGGGAAAAUCCAACCCGGUUAAGUAAACCUCUUGCACAAAUGAAAAGAAAAUCAAAUAAUGAAAAUGACGUUGACAUUGAAGAUGAUGACGACAGCAUCUGGAUGACAAAUGUAGUAGAGAGAUAUGAAAGUCGACCUGAUUCACAUCCUUUUCCCGAGAUGUGCCUUGCGGAAUUUUGCUCUGAAUAUCGUGUUCUGGCGAAAUCUCAGAUUCCUCAGGGAGAAAAAGAAACUGUUUUUGAAUUGAAGAAUGGAAAUGGAUACAUUCAGAAAAGAACAAGGGGAAAGCCAGCCGUAAUAAGAUAUCCAAGAUUCAACCCCGAAAAUGUACCAGAAAAGUAUUAUCAAUCAAUACUACAAUUGUUUCUUCCAUAUGUGACCCAAGAUCAGCUGAAACCACCUGGAUUCGACUUACACCAGACUUUUUAUGAAAAUGGGUUUGUCAAUAUGAAAACUGCAAACAAACUACAAUCAGUGAGAAAUAUUGUGGAAAAUAAUCGUAGUAUCUUUUCAAAGAAUGAGGAUGCCCUUGAAAAUGCACAGGAAACUUUAGAAUGUUAUGGUGAACCUGAAGAUGCUUGGGCAAACCUUUGUCCAGAAACUGAAAAGAAUCGAGAAGAAUGUCUAAAAGAAAAGAGGACAAUAGAACAAUCAGAAAAUAGAGAACCAGAGACUACGCAUGAAAUUGAACUUGAUGGUUGCUCAGACAUGAUCUAUCAUAUAAGGGAAAAUUCUAACUCAAGACAAGAAAUUAUUCCUUUAUUGAGAAGUUUAAAUCAAAAACAGAAGCAGAUUUUCUAUUUAGUUCGUGAUUGGUGUUUAAAGAAAGUGUCUGGAAAGAAAAUAGAACCAUUACAUAUCUUUGUCACCGGUGGUGCAGGGACAGGUAAGAGUCACCUGAUCAAGACUAUACAGUAUGAAGCUUCAAGGGUUUUUGAAAAAACACUUUUAACUCCUUCAGAUUUGUCAGUUCUUCUCACAGCUUUUACUGGAACAGCGGCUUUCAAUAUUGGGGGAAAUACAAUUCACCAUGUCUUUUCUUUGACCAAAGCACUACCUAUUCCUUACGAACCUCUGAAGGAACAGACUUUGAGUGCAAUGAGAGUAAAGUUAGCAUCUCUGCAGAUUUUAGUCAUUGAUGAAGUUUCAAUGGUUUUCAAACGACUUUUGUACUACGUUCACGAACGCCUGGUGCAGAUCAAGAAAUGUAAGGAACCAUUUGGUGGUAUUUCGAUUAUAGCUGUUGGAGAUUUCUUUCAAUUGCCUCCUGUAAAACAACGAAAAGCGGAAAUAUUGUACAAAGAAAAUGCAGAAUAUCCUAUUGACUACUGGUUAGACUUUUUCAAAAUCAUUGAGUUGGAUGAAAUAAUGAGACAACGAGAGGAUGCUGCAUUUGCUUCAGUUUUGAAUUCACUACGGGUUCGAACAAUUGAAGAACCACUAUCAGAAGAGGCGAAAACAAUGUUAAAAGAGUGCAUAAGAGAUGGACCAGACGAAGUGCUGCAUGUGUAUCCUACAAACGAAGAGGCAAAUGAAUAUAAUCUCAAGAUGUUGCAAACUAGUUGUGGAGAAUUGAUAGAGGUAGCUGCUGAAGAUUAUCAGAAAGACAAAACUACAGGAAAGCUGACAUUACGAGAAAAACCUUAUCUAAGGACAAGGACAGAUGGUCUUUCAACUUCAUUGCUGUUGUCUGUGAAUGCUAAAGUGAUGCUGACAAGAAAUAUCAAUGUGGAAGAUGGACUUGUUAAUGGCGCAAUGGGGCAUAUUUCAGAUUUUCAUUUUGGUACAACUCUGCAAAGAAAUAAGAUAGAAGGAAUUAAAGUGGUUUUUGAUUGUGAAGAUAUUGGGAGACUCCUAGGAAAAAGGACAGCACGUGGCAACGAAGUUCUGAUUCAAAGAAUACAAGAAGAUAUCAGAGAGAAAAAUACAAAGAAUUUUGUUCGACACCAGUUUCCUUUGAAACUCGCAUGGGCAUGCACAGCACAUAAAGUUCAAGGAAUGACAACUAACAGCGUUGUUGUUAAUUUAGAUCGCACUUUUGCUCCUGGACAGGCAUAUGUUGCAAUUAGUCGUGUCACUUCACAAAAUGGUUUAUUCAUAGAAACAAGAGAUGAAAAUGCUUUGGAGAAAAAAAUUUAUGCAAACCCAGACGUAAAAUCAGCACUGUGUAAGAUGGAGAAAUUAAUCCUAGUGCACAAUGAUAUCAGUUUCGGAGCAGAAAUAGGAAAAUUCAAGAGAAUUGUCUUAAUCAAUGUGCAAAGUUUAAGAGGACAUUUUCCAGACCUUAAAAGCGAUACCAGAUUUCUUAGUGCAAACUUUAUAUGUCUAACAGAAACAUGGUUGACAGACAAUGAAAGUACGAAAUACUUUGAAGUUCCUGACUUUGAAUUGAACCAUAUUACAAGGAAGCAGUCUUAUGAUGAAAGUAUGGACACAUUUGCUCAACUUCGUACAGCAAAAGGAGGAGGUGUUGGUGUUUACAAGAAGAGAAAGGAAAAGGCUUUAGUUAAUGGUUUACCUGAAACUAAUAUUGAGGGAAUGGCUGUAGAACUUUAUGAGGAGAACACUGUAAUCAUUCUUAUAUACCGACCAAGUACUCUGAGUGUCCGAUUUUUCUUAGAAAGUCUGCAGAAAGUUGUAGAUUUCUUUAAAGUGCAGCAUUCCAAAUGCCUUGUACUUGGAGAUUUUAAUGAAGACGCGCAACUGAAAGGACCAAUUCAAAGAAUGUUAGAGACCAAUGGCUUUAAGCAGAAAGUUAACUUUGCAACAACAGAGGGUGACACUAUUCUGGAUCAUGUAUAUGUAACAGAAGAGAUCGAAGCAAGUGUAGAAAUCAUGCCAGUCUAUUACAGCUAUCAUGACGCUGUUAUCGUACAUUUAAGAACAGAAUAG
This is a messenger RNA of Saccostrea cuccullata (small rock oyster), 8244 nucleotides long. RefSeq lists its product as uncharacterized. Gene Ontology annotation, biological process: DNA repair; telomere maintenance. NCBI's taxonomy places the organism in Eukaryota, Metazoa, Mollusca, Bivalvia, Ostreida, Ostreidae. Gene Ontology annotation, molecular function: DNA helicase activity. The coding region runs from base 1 to 8244 and encodes 2747 amino acids. The record is from RefSeq and is a predicted model, not a curated record. The transcript has a single exon.